AAAAUUAAAAAGUUUAGGCAAUAUCUUUGUUUAUGUGUCAAGAAUUGGAAAAUGGCCGCGAAACAUAAUUCUAUUGUGAAUGAUGGGCAAACAACAUCAGAAGAUAUUCCAUUGACAUCCUUAGAAGAAAGUCUUCUUAGCUUAGAAAAGCUCGAUAGAGCUUCGCCAGAACUAUGGCCUGAACAAAUUCCUGGUGUUUCGGAGUUUGCGAGUUUACAGAAUGUCGAUCAAUCUCCUCCGUCCUGGAAAGGACUUACCAAAGAGGACUACGCUCACAUGCGACAACUUGGAUCGUUGACAACUAGCGGUCUGAUAAUGGAAGUGAAGCGACUCCAUGAUGUUGCCUAUCAGCUUGGGCUUGAAGAGGCCAAGGAAAUGACAAGAGGAAAGUAUUUGAACAUAUUCAAAUCGCGACGGCAAAGAUAACCAAAUGCCAUAUAGCCAUUUAAAAUAAAUAAAUGUUUAAAUUAAUUUUAAUUUAGAUUUGUAAAGUUUAAUAAAUAAAUUCUUCAUACCUUUACUAUAAAUUGUUAAGUUUACUCUAGUUCUCAAUAAUAAAUAGUAAUAAAUCUUAA
Papilio xuthus (Asian swallowtail) is the source of this 575-nucleotide messenger RNA. It is a transcript of the gene lin-52, whose product is annotated as DREAM core complex component lin-52. The record is from RefSeq and is a predicted model, not a curated record. Gene Ontology annotation, cellular component: DRM complex. Gene Ontology annotation, biological process: regulation of DNA-templated transcription. The transcript is spliced from 4 exons. Lineage: Eukaryota; Metazoa; Arthropoda; Insecta; Lepidoptera; Papilionidae. The coding region runs from base 52 to 426 and encodes 124 amino acids.